CUUCCCUCCCGUCCAGGUCUGCGUGGAAUUCCGAGCCGCGCUGUCCGUAGGCAGUCCGGGAUGUCUAGGCCGCCCUGAGCGGUGGCCGUCUGCGCUUCUGCUCCUUCGAGGUCGAGUCCCAGGGGCUUGGACCCGGGAGCCCAGGCGAGACCGCGCACCGCAUAUGGACUCACCGGGAGACCCCGAAGGCCCACGCCCCCCAGGAGGUGAUGGCCCUCCAGGAGUUGCAAUGGAGACAUCCAGGCGGCUUUCAAGAGAACAGAUUUUUGUACUGAUAUCAACAGCUUCCAUUAACUUAGGUUCCAUGAUGUGCUAUUCUAUCCUUGGACCCUUUUUCCCCAAGGAGGCUGAAAAGAAAGGAGCCAGCAAUACAGUUAUUGGUAUGAUCUUUGGAUGUUAUGCUUUAUUUGACUUUCUGGCAUCUUUGGUAUUUGGAAAAUAUCUUGUACAUAUUGGAGCAAAAUUUAUGUUUGUAGCAGGAAUGUUUGUCUCAGGAGCAGUUACAGUUCUCUUUGGUCUCUUGGACCAAGUUCCAGAAGGACCAGUGUUUAUUGCUAUGUGUUUUCUACUGAGAAUAACUGAUGCAAUAAGUUUCGAGGCAGCAAUAACUGCGUCUUCUUCUAUCCUUGCAAAGGCUUUUCCAAACAACGUGGCCACAGUAUUGGGAAGUCUUGAGACUUUCUCUGGCCUGGGGCUUGUGCUGGGGCCUCCUCUGGGUGGCUUUUUGUAUCAGUCCUUUGGAUAUGAGGUGCCGUUCAUUUUUCUGGGAUGCAUAGUUCUGCUGAUGGUUCCCCUCAACAUGUGUAUUUUACCCAAUUAUGAGUCUGAUAAAGGGAAACACUCAUUCUGGAAACUCAUCGCUUUACCCAAGGUUGCCUUUUUAUCCUUUGUCAUCACCUCAUUCAGCUCCUGUUUUGGCUUCCUUGAUCCUACACUCUCCCUCUUUGUUUUGGAGAAGUUUAAUUUACCAGCUGGAUAUGUGGGAUUGGUAUUCCUGGGUUUGGCACUGUCCUAUGCCAUUUCUUCACCACUGGUGGGCCUGCUCAGUGAUAAAAUGCCACACCUGAGGAAAUGGCUUCUGGUUUUUGGAAACUUAACCUUAGCAGGUUGCUACAUGCUUUUGGGACCUGCCCCCUUCUUGCACAUUAAGAGUCAGCUCUGGUUGCUGGUGCUGAUAUUAGUCAUAAAUGGUAUCUCUGCUGGAAUGAGCUUAAUUCCAAUUUUCCCAGAGAUUCUCUCUUGUGCACACGAAAACGGAUUUGAAGAAGGAUUAAGUACCCUGGGGCUUGUGUCGGGCCUCUUUGGUGCAAUGUGGUCAGUUGGUGCCUUUGUAGGACCAACGCUGGGGGGAUUUCUCUAUGAGAAAAUCGGUUUCGAAUGGGCAGCUGCUCUCCAGGGUCUCUGGGCUCUGACCAGCGGACUAGUGAUGGGCUUGUUUUAUCUAUUGGAGCACUUGAGGAGAAGGAGAAGAUCUGAACUUCAAAAUAUCCUUGGCACAGAGGAGGAACGGACUGCUCUCUUGUCUGAUGAAAGGUAGCCUUAGGAAUUUCAGCCAAUACGGGACUGGAAGAUGGAUGCUCCUGGCCUUGAACAUCAGUGUUGGACUUUCUUAAUUUUUACGCACAAAACUCCAUGGACUCCACACCAGCAUCCUGGAAAUGUUAACAUAGUUUUGGGUGAUCCUGUGUUGGGCUAUACAUCCUGUUGUCCUGAAGAACUGGCCUUCUGAACCAGUCAUAUUUGAAAUCUUAAAUAUGAGAGGAGUCAUUGAAAAUGAACAGAAGUUUGUGGUUUUGAGUGACUAGACUUGGCCUUGAAGAUGUUGUUGACUCUGUUUCAUCUGUUUACUUUUUAUUGAGUGCACUGAUUCUGUGAAUGUACCUUUUUUAUUAACAGGAAAAGAAUUGAUUUGACAUGCCUAUAAAUAAUGUAAAGAUAACUCAAAAUAUACAGAAUAAUUACUGUGAAAUCAGUUUUUAAAAUAGUUGCUUUCUCUGUGCCCUGAGUUUUUGUUUGUUUGUUUUCAUUCAAAAAGCAAUUUCCAACCUAUGGUAUAAAAACUCUGUUGUAUAUCCUGGCCAUCAGCUCUUCUAAAAAUUUUGUUUGUGUGAAAGAUACAAGAAUAAUAGUACUUAACACUUCCAAUUUUGUAACAUACUGUGAAUUAGGAUCUUGAUUUAUAAAUAAUGCUUGGUUUAAUAUUAUUCAUUUCUCUUAAUGUC
Molecule: messenger RNA, 2222 nt
Organism: Odocoileus virginianus texanus
Lineage: Eukaryota; Metazoa; Chordata; Mammalia; Artiodactyla; Cervidae
Gene: SLC18B1
Product: solute carrier family 18 member B1
Biological process (GO): transmembrane transport
Molecular function (GO): transmembrane transporter activity
Source: RefSeq, a predicted model, not a curated record